Messenger RNA from Agrilus planipennis (emerald ash borer), 3651 nucleotides. Its product is annotated as zinc finger MYND domain-containing protein 11. Gene Ontology annotation, biological process: regulation of transcription elongation by RNA polymerase II. The record is from RefSeq and is a predicted model, not a curated record. Lineage: Eukaryota; Metazoa; Arthropoda; Insecta; Coleoptera; Buprestidae. The transcript has 18 exons. Gene Ontology annotation, molecular function: protein binding; transcription corepressor activity. The coding region runs from base 337 to 3555 and encodes 1072 amino acids.
CUGUCAGAGAAACACGAAAUAAUUGUUGAUGGUAUUUUAAACCAACUAAAAAAUCUGUUAAAAAAGUGAAAAAUAUAACAUAUGUUUGCAAAAAUUUAUAAUUAUAUUACAAAGGUGUUAUAAAAAUUUAAGUAAUAUAUGUUACAUAUUUUUGAAACGAAUUUCAUACAACUGCGAAACUAACAUAAAAUGUUGCAAAUGGCGUUUGCAUUGAUUUUAAAUGCAUUUAUUAAUAAUUAUUUGUUUACUACAAUGCGAAUGGAAAAAAUUGGUUUCUCAUUCUUCGAGAAGUAAUAUAAAAGUUUUUUUAGUUGCAAUUAAAUAUACUUUUAAAAAAUGCCUGUUAGAAGAGCAGCUGAUCCCAUUUGCGUUCAACAUGCAUGGGAUGCCGUUAGGUUUGCAAAUUCGUCCCAUUUGACGAGUAAUUUAUCUGUAAUGGUAAAAUAUUUACAAAAAGUAGAAAAUUGUACUGUAAAUCAAGCAGAACUGCACAUUAAGCAAUGCCUUCAAGAUGGACUUCUCAUAUCACUACAUAAGUUAGGUACCAAAGGCUCGAAAAUCGGAGUUCCUGUAGAAGUAUAUAAAAUUCCUCUUGAAGAUUUUGAAAAAUCACGUUGCGACGAUAAGGACUGGUACUGUAUUGAAUGUCACUUAGCGGGAGAUGUCACUCCUUGUGGACGAUGCCACCGAGUUUUCCAUUCGGAAUGCACUACCGUUUCCAAGAAAAAAUUUAAUGAUUUUCAGAAUAUUUCGAAAACGUGCAACAAUUACAAUAUAAAAGCGACUCUGGAAAAUCGACUAAGUUCGCUUAAUAGCUCCACUUCCAGCGUCAUAUCAGACGUAAGCUUGAACGAUUUUGUCGAAGAAACAAACAAAAUGCCGGAUAAAGAAAAUAUACAAGAUAACGAGAAGAAUACCGAUAGCGCUUGUAGUUUGGUUGGAAUUUUCGAAUCUUUCGAUAAAAUGGAAGACGAUACUUUAGAAAACAUGGAAAAUUUAGUAGACAGUGCAAUAGAGGACAAGGACAAAAAGAAAGAUUCAUCUCCUGUAGAAGUUGUAGAAAGUAUUGAAAAUAAAAAUGAGACUGGAGUUACAAGUGAUAAUGUAGAAAACACAAAUGGAACCGAUUCAAAAGGGAAAAAUGGUUAUGAUGAAAGCCUAUGCAGAAUUUGUAAUUUAUUUGAUUCUCAAGAAGAUGUAUCCUUAGAAAAGAAAGAACUCAAUUAUCUGUUGAUGUUUGUACUCAAAAGAAUCAGAUCCUGGAUUCCAGCCUGUUUGACAGAUAAAAUGGCUCCGAAUGAAAAACCUAAUUGGUUAACAGAAGAGGAGGUCAAAUGGAGGGUGUCACGAUUAUUUUAUGAAAAUAUAGACAUGUCCACAAUAGAAGAAAAAUUGGAAUCUGAAAGUUAUAGCAGGGUGUGCGAAUUUAUGGCUGAUGUUGUAACUGUUCAACAUAAUGUGGCAAUUUUUCACGGAAUUGAAUCGCAAGAAUAUGGCGCUGCUGAACUUAUGUACGAGGACUGUAAUUACGACCUGUCGGAAUUACGAAAUUGUGUCGACUGCUACCGACACAGUAACGAAAAGGGCAAUAGUAAAUGGUUUUCAUUACCUUGCCGAGUACCGCACAAACUAGUUUGGGCUAAGCAGAAAGGAUAUCCUUAUUGGCCUGCAAAAGUAAUCAAAGAGGCAAAUGGCAAAUAUGACGUCCGUUUCUUUGGAGGAAAUCAUGAACGAGCUUUGUUACAAAGGGUUUUCAUUAAACCGAUCUCAACACCCAUGAAAAAUCUUCAGAUAAAGAAGAAUGCUGCAUUUAAUAGAGCUAUGGAUGAACUAAUGUUUCAUCAGAGGUUGAUCGAAAAUCCUAGCGAAGUGAAUCUGUUAAAUCAAAAAAUUAAGACUGAACGAAGACCGAAAGAGAAAAAGGUGCCACUACACGUUCCUAGGCCGAGAUCGCAAAUGUCUAAGAAAGUGGAAAGCAUGUCUCCGUCUGAAGAUGAUGUUUUCACGUUCGACGAAAUGUGUGACGAUUUUGAAAAUAGUUUUGCCAAACGGAUAGCUAAAAGGAAACUUUCUCGUAGUCCAUCAACAGGUUCAGUGAAAGCUGUGAAGAAAAAGGUACUAGUUUCUGGUCCUCCUGUAAUAAGAAACCUACCAAUAAAAACAGCCAAACGCUCUACCAGUGAUGUUAUUAACUUAACAUCAGACGGAGACGAAGAUGUAUCCUUCAAGGAUGAUGACCAGUUUAGCCCAGGAUAUGGCGAAGUAAGUAGCUCGACAGAACAUAUCAAACUUUCCGAAGACGGUGUUAAAGAAGUCGGUGAUGGUAUCAUGCAGCAGUUAGACAGACAAUACAGCGAAGCGGUAGAAAGACUUUUUUUUUCACAGACCAAACAAAAAUUAGAAAAGUGCAAGGAUAAAAAGCAACUCAUCAAAGUAGCUCUUGACAGUAUGCAAGCAGAAAUCGACAGAAUAAAUAACGAUCAUGACGACUAUUUGAAGAAAAUUUUUGAAGCUCAUAAUCAGGAAAUUUCACAAACGAAGAAGAAGCAGUGGUGUUACAAUUGCGAGCAGGAUGCAAUUUAUCACUGCUGUUGGAAUACUGCAUACUGCUCGCCAACAUGCCAGCAACAGCAUUGGCAAGCUGAACACAAGAAAGUGUGCCGAAGGAAGCUUUUUAAAUUUCAGAUAAAGAAGAAUGCUGCAUUUAAUAGAGCUAUGGAUGAACUAAUGUUUCAUCAGAGGUUGAUCGAAAAUCCUAGCGAAGUGAAUCUGUUAAAUCAAAAAAUUAAGACUGAACGAAGACCGAAAGAGAAAAAGGUGCCACUACACGUUCCUAGGCCGAGAUCGCAAAUGUCUAAGAAAGUGGAAAGCAUGUCUCCGUCUGAAGAUGAUGUUUUCACGUUCGACGAAAUGUGUGACGAUUUUGAAAAUAGUUUUGCCAAACGGAUAGCUAAAAGGAAACUUUCUCGUAGUCCAUCAACAGGUUCAGUGAAAGCUGUGAAGAAAAAGGUACUAGUUUCUGGUCCUCCUGUAAUAAGAAACCUACCAAUAAAAACAGCCAAACGCUCUACCAGUGAUGUUAUUAACUUAACAUCAGACGGAGACGAAGAUGUAUCCUUCAAGGAUGAUGACCAGUUUAGCCCAGGAUAUGGCGAAGUAAGUAGCUCGACAGAACAUAUCAAACUUUCCGAAGACGGUGUUAAAGAAGUCGGUGAUGGUAUCAUGCAGCAGUUAGACAGACAAUACAGCGAAGCGGUAGAAAGAACCAAACAAAAAUUAGAAAAGUGCAAGGAUAAAAAGCAACUCAUCAAAGUAGCUCUUGACAGUAUGCAAGCAGAAAUCGACAGAAUAAAUAACGAUCAUGACGACUAUUUGAAGAAAAUUUUUGAAGCUCAUAAUCAGGAAAUUUCACAAACGAAGAAGAAGCAGUGGUGUUACAAUUGCGAGCAGGAUGCAAUUUAUCACUGCUGUUGGAAUACUGCAUACUGCUCGCCAACAUGCCAGCAACAGCAUUGGCAAGCUGAACACAAGAAAGUGUGCCGAAGGAAGCGUUAAAGUAUAAAAACUGAACUAAGGGAAAUUAUGCCAGAAAAGAAAAAAUGUAAUCAUUACGACCAUUUAGUCAUUUUUCUCUAUUUUAAACGAUAAAGU